GGGUUGUAGGUGUGAACACCUGUAACCUGAGUAGUUAUUAAUAAUGUAGGGACCGAUUACAAGUUUACAACCGUGCGGAUUAUUUUGUGCCUCCCUUCUUUAUGAGUCUUUCACUCAUAUUUAUAAUAAUAGAAAAUAUAUACACUUUUCAACACUAUUGUUCAUCUCAAGUCAUCCACCCAGGCAGUCUUCAACCCGGCCAGUCUCCAAGCCAUCCACCCGGACAGUCUUCAAGUCAUCCACCCGGGCAGUCUUCAAGCCAUCCACCCGGGCAAUCUUCAAGCAGGCUAGUCUUCAAGCCUUCUCUGCGAAUGAAGACACAAUUUUACAAGUCUGAGCUUCGACAUCCACCCGGUCAGUCUACCGGGGUUGGUGAGGUCAUGUGGGGUUAGCCUUCGGAUCUCUCGGACGUCAGUGACAUCCACCCAGUCAGUCUACUGGGGUUGGUGACGUCAGGCAGGACCAGACUUCGGUGCCCCGGGCAUUUGUAAACUUGCCGGGUGGUACCAGUGGGUUAUAUCCAUCUAGGAGUCCUCCGAUCCCGACAUUGUGGGUACCAUCAAGGGCGGGAAUCAAAUGUCUGAAUAAUCUUGAAUUUUGAAUUUCCCGGGUAUGGUUGGCGGGAAAGUUUUUAUGAAAAUCUGGUAUGCCGCCGCCUAGUUGUCGCGUCGUUUCUUCUUCCCAGAUUGGGCUGGAGUGGACCACCCAGCUGGUCAGGUCCCAGACGGAUGAGAAGCUCUGGAUGGAUGCCAUGAUGGUUGCCGCCCGAAAGGAUGCAAAGACAGCCCGGUUGGCGUCCGAGAAAAUGAAGGAGAAGCCGGUCGAACAGGCCGAAGCCUACCAGGGUUUCUUCGCUAAGCACGAGGGCUUACUCAAGUCGGGCAAGGAGUCGAAUGAGCAGGCUUAGUGGAAGAUCGCCGAGUUGGAGGAGAAGGUCGGGCGGACGAGCCAGCUGGAGGAGGAGAAUGUCCAGCAAAGUGCUGAGCUGGAGAGGGAGCGCUCCGACAAGGCCGUUCAUGCCGCUGCUUGGGCAGUGUGCAGGAACCAGAGAAGUUUGCUACCCAAGCACUUCCUGACUAGGAGGUCGGCAUCCAGUUCUUCCAAGUGUCCUAGCAACUGGGUUUGGGACCGGUCAGUACCAAAAGCAUCUGGGCUGUACGGGAUCUUGAGGAGCCGGGUGCAGGAUUUUGACCCAGUCGAGUGUUAACGACUUGUCGUGCGGUCCAAAACAAAUUAAAAAUUUGUAAAAUAUCCUUAGCUAACUCCCAAUAUAUAAUCAAAUAAAAACUAUAGCUAGGGCAAAAAAAAAUCAAUCAAAGGCUGAGUCGACUCAUUUCCUUAACCAAGAUAUGGAGGAUUGUCAACUCUCCACAAGGCCCGGAGCCAUGUAAUUCAAGAAUUUUAUAAUGAGACAAAUCAAUAACCACAACUCACCAAUCAAGCAUUAAAAUAUACUUCUACUAUAGAAAAUGUUUAUAAAAGAGCGAAUGUUUUUUCACUCAACUCUCAUACAUAAUCUAUUCACAAACCGCCAAUACCUUAUGCAUUUUAAUAAACUUUUUCUUCUAAUGAAGAGCACAUUUCACAGAUUUCCAUGAACUUCUCAAACCAAUGAUGUUUUUUCUAUUCACAUAAAUGAACACAACAUAUUUUAUCAAGAAUUUUUUUGAGCUUAAACAACCUCAAAUUAAUGAAAACAACAAACAUACGAAAACAUAACAAUCACUCAAUAACGAAUUCUAAGGAAAAUGAAUAACUUAUGCUGCUAAGAAAUCCAAAGUCUUUAAAAUUCAACAAACACAAAGCACAACAAAGAAUCACGUAUGAAUCCGGAGUUCAUUUAACUACAUUAUGGAGCUAAAAUAGCUUCAACAAAAACCAAAUUCUACAUACCAACCUACUUAUGAAAUCAAAUUGCUCAAUAAUUGAAGAAAACUAGUUUGAAUCAAUUCUCAUUCAUAAG
Messenger RNA from Cuscuta campestris, 1963 nucleotides. The record is from the annotation of a GenBank genome assembly. NCBI's taxonomy places the organism in Eukaryota, Viridiplantae, Streptophyta, Magnoliopsida, Solanales, Convolvulaceae.